Messenger RNA from Geodia barretti, 1446 nucleotides. The record is from the annotation of a GenBank genome assembly. Lineage: Eukaryota; Metazoa; Porifera; Demospongiae; Tetractinellida; Geodiidae.
AUGGAGACCUACAAUGAAGGAGCUAGAUUCCAACAUAAGGCGGCGGGAGGUGGGGUGGCCUACGUGAGGUGGGGCCACACAAACUGUGCAGCAGGAGCCGAGACGGUCUACUCGGGGAGAGUCGGAGGAAGCCACUUCAGCCACCGAGGUGGCGGCAGUAACUACCAGUGUCUCACAUUGGAACCAGAGAACGAGGACUUUGGUCCUGGCACCGUAAGCGGUUCGUUCAUGUACGGCACCGAGUACGAGGUCUACGCGAACAACCCGUCGGUCGACAAGCUGCUUCAAAACCACGACGUACCCUGCGCAGUGUGCUACGUGUCCACUCGGUCCGCCAAGAUAAUGAUCCCCGGAACCUACAAAUGCCCGUCGUCGUGGAACGAAGAGUUCCAUGGUUUCCUCAUGUCUGCGCACUACUCACACCACCGCGCCACGUUCGAGUGCGUGGACGCCGAUGCAAAGAAGGCCCUUGCGGGACAUGCUAACGCAAACGGAGCCCUGUUCUAUUUUGUAGAGCCACGGUGUGGGAGUCUGCCCUGCCCUCCGUACGAACAAGAGAAAGAAUUGAGUUGUGUCGUGUGCACUCGCUAAAGAAACUGGCCGUGUUAUUAACACAAAGAACAGUACAGUAGUGUAGAUGAUUUGAACUCUGAUUGAACUGAUAUGAGUAGUGUGUAGCUUUGCCAGUUGUAUAUGUUUGAGUAGUUGAUUACGUCAUUGAAAAACAACACUCAACAUUAAUCGUUGCUCAGUGUGUCAGAAAGCUCUGGUGCAUGAGAAUAAUUCGGGUGCCAUCUCUUCACGUGCUCGCAAUUAAUUUUUUGACUGCUGCUAUAGUUGUACAAGGUGUGCAGCAUGCAACGUGAAUUCUGGUAGUUUUGAGUCACAAAAUUGCAUUUUCAAUUGGAUACCUGGAUACCCCACCGAGUGGUUUUUGCAUUGUUCAAAAUUCCUAACCCUCUUAGCUUCAAAUCCUAGGUUGGCACUUUCUUGUGAAAUACACACAUAUACACUACUCUCACUAUAAUUUGCAAUAGUUCAGGGGGCAAAAGCCAUUUUCUAGACAAAUAACCCCCCACCCCUUGAAAAAACGCCGAGAAUUUUUCACUGCACCCAAAAACACAUGAUCAUGAAGGAGAAACAAACAGCCAUCACCCAUGCAUUACUGUGGUGUCCGCACAGCAUCACCCAACUUUUACCAUUGAGCAUAAUUUUUUGACAUUUAGCUAGGUUGAAGAAUUAACUUCGCUGACAUAAUGAAAAGCACUAAAGUGCAAACCCUCGGCGAACUGCGCAUGCGCGAUACUGCUAAUUGAUGGGCUGGGCUAUUAUGCAUUGAGUCUGACACGGGCUAGCAACAGUAGUAGAUAGCAUGCGGGAGUCGAUACAUGGCAUUCGUUACGACUUCUUGAGCCCCCAAGGUACACAGAGCGAGCAGAUCAGGUC